GAAUCGAAAUAUCUUCCGCGAUACCGGUAAAUUUGGCAAACGGGCGAAAUAAAUUACGAAAUUACGUAAAAUCGGCUCAUAAAUAUGUAUAAAUAUGCAACAAUGGUAAAUAAAUAACAUUCUCUUGCAACAAUAUUACACAUAGUGCACAGUAUCGCGUUAUUUCGAGAAAUAUAGAAUUAUAAAGAUCCCAGUAAGUAAAUCUAAAAUUCUAAAAAAAAACGUAAAGUAAUAAUAAUAAGCUCCGUGAUUAAUCCCCGCAUCGUUCCGCUUCCAACGAUGCCGCUUAUUAUUCCAUAUUCCUCUCCCCAUACGAUACCCCAUGAUGAAUUAACGAAACGAAGACACUCCGUGGGAAGUGCGUUUGGAACGUGGCGAUCGCGUGAGAAGAGGCGUACGCGGGCUCGGCUCGAGGCUGAAAAUAGCCGAAGAGAGCUCGCUUCACUCCGCUCGGCGCGGCCCGCCAGAAUCGCUCGAGCCUCGACACGAAUUUCGUCGUGGUGGGUCCCGACCAAGGAUCCAGCCAUCCUCGAUCGAUCGAUCGAACCAUCCCCCUCGCCUGGUCGAUCCGGAAAUCGACCCCGAAUCAAAGAAACGGGCGCUUGCGCGAGGAUCUGUGCCGAGGUACGCGCUAACCACCCACCCACCCUUUCCCCAGUAGCGGGUGAUCGUUGGUGCUCCAUCGGAGGUUAGGACGUCGCCGACACCGCUGCCGCUGGUGUUCGUCGUCGUCGUCGUCGUCGUCGUCGUCGGCCACCGCCGAGAGGAAAGGUUCUCAGCGCCGGCAGCCGUAGCGUGUGCAGCCGAAACAUGUCGGAUCAUCCGAGUGGCCAAGUGUGACCAAGUUUCCAUCCGCGCCCUAUUCGCUAUCGAGGCUGGGGACGGUGGGCAGGGGAGAGAGAGUAUCGGUGCGGGAGAGGAAAAUAACGCGACAAAGGGGUGAACUGCGGACUCAACCUCAGGUUAAACGCGAAGACGUGCCGACGGGAUGGCCGACAGCGAGGGUGGCUCCGAGCAGGAUGACGUAUCCUUCCUCCGCACGGAGGAUAUGGUAUGUCUGUCCUGCACGGCAACCGGUGAAAGAGUUUGCCUGGCAGCCGAGGGAUUUGGUAAUCGACACUGUUUCCUCGAGAAUAUCGCGGAUAAGAACAUACCACCCGACCUGUCGCAAUGCGUAUUCGUAAUAGAGCAGGCUCUCUCGGUGCGAGCUUUGCAGGAAUUGGUCACUGCUGCCGGUUCCGAGACGGGAAAGGGUACAGGAUCCGGACACAGAACGUUAUUGUACGGUAACGCAAUUUUACUAAGGCAUCAGAACAGCGACAUGUAUUUGGCUUGUUUAUCGACCAGCUCGUCCAACGACAAGUUGGCUUUCGACGUGGGUCUCCAACAGCAUUCUCAAGGCGAGGCUUGUUGGUGGACGGUGCAUCCAGCAUCGAAGCAAAGAUCCGAGGGCGAGAAGGUUCGAGUCGGCGAUGACCUCAUCCUGGUGUCCGUGGCCACGGAAAGAUACUUGCACACCACCAAAGAGAACGAUUUGUCGGUGGUGAACGCCUCGUUCCACGUGACCCACUGGUCCGUGCAACCGUACGGUACAGGAAUCAGCCGGAUGAAAUACGUCGGUUACGUAUUUGGCGGUGACGUCCUCCGAUUCUUCCACGGUGGCGACGAAUGUCUCACCAUACCUUCGACGUGGAGCACAGCGCCAAGUCAAAAUAUAGUGAUCUACGAGGGAGGGAGCGUGAUGAGCCAGGCACGAUCGUUAUGGAGGUUGGAGCUGGCGAGGACCAAGUGGGCAGGUGGUUUCAUCAAUUGGUUGCACCCGAUGAGAAUCAGACACCUGACUACAGGCCGGUAUCUCGGCGUGAAAGAAAACAACGAAUUGUAUCUGGUCGAUAGGAACGAGGCCACGAUCGAGACCUCGACGUUCUCUUUGCGGCAAGAGAAGGAUGAUCAAAAGAUCGUUCUCGAGGACAAGGACCUCGAGGUAAUCGGUACACCGAUUAUCAAAUACGGUGACUCGACCGUUAUCAUGCAACACGCCACCACUUGUCUCUGGGUCUCGUACAAAUCGUACGAGACGAAGAAGAAGGGCGUGGGUAAGGUGGAGGAGAAGCAAGCCGUUCUUCACGAGGAAGGGAAAAUGGACGACGGUUUGGUCUUCUCCCGUUCACAAGAGGAGGAGUCUAGGACAGCUCGAGUGAUUAGGAAAUGCAGCAGUCUGUUUACUCAAUUCAUCACAGGCCUAGAGACGCUGCAAGUGGACAGAAGAGCGUCCAUGUUCUUCCAAAACGUGAAUCUGAACGAAAUGGUGAUGUGUCUGGAAGACUUGAUUAAUUAUUUUGCUCAACCCGAAGACGACAUGGAACACGAGGAGAAACAGAACAAAUUCCGAGCCCUGAGAAAUCGUCAAGACUUGUUCCAAGAGGAAGGUAUACUGAAUCUGAUCUUGGAAGCCAUCGACAAGAUCAACGUGAUCACGUCGCAAGGUUUUCUGGUCGCCCUUUCGGGUGACGAGAGCGGCCAAGCCUGGGAUCAAAUAUCCGGAUACCUGUAUCAACUAUUGGCGGCAAUAAUCAAAGGAAAUCACACGAAUUGCGCCCAAUUUGCCAACAGCAACCGAUUGAACUGGUUGUUCAGCCGUUUGGGAUCGCAAGCUUCGAGCGAGGGCACAGGGAUGUUGGACGUGCUUCAUUGCGUCCUUAUCGACUCGCCCGAGGCUUUGAACAUGAUGAGAGACGAGCACAUUAAAGUGAUAAUUUCCCUGCUCGAGAAACACGGAAGGGAUCCGAAAGUGUUGGACGUUCUUUGCUCGCUAUGCGUGGGUAACGGCGUCGCCGUCCGGUCGUCGCAGAACAAUAUCUGCGAUUUCCUGCUACCCGGAAAGAAUCUACUCCUCCAAACCCAGCUGGUCGACCACGUGGCGAGCGUGAGGCCGAACAUAUUCGUCGGUAGAGUCGAAAAUUCAGCCGUUUAUCAAAAGUGGUACUUCGAAGUCACCGUCGAUCACAUAGAGCAGACCACGCACAUGAUGCCGCACUUGAGAAUAGGAUGGGCCAACACCUCUGGGUACAUGCCAUAUCCCGGCGGUGGCGAGAAAUGGGGUGGAAACGGUGUCGGCGACGAUCUCUACUCGUUCGGGUUUGACGGUGCCUAUCUGUGGACGGGCGGUAGAAAGACCCAAGUCGUGCACAACGUGACGGAGCCUUACAUCAGGAAGAGCGACGUGAUCGGUUGCGCGUUGGAUCUCACGAUACCCAUAAUCACCUUCACUUUCAACGGAGCGCCCAUCACGGGCUCGUUUCGAAAUUUCAACCUGGACGGCAUGUUCUUCCCCGCCAUCAGCUGCUCCUCCAAAUUAUCCUGCAGAUUCCUGCUAGGCGGCGACCACGGCCGGCUCAAGUUCCAACCCCCGGAAGAAUUCUCACCCUUGGUGGAGAGCCUGCUGCCCCAACAAAUUUUGUCCCUCGAUCCAUGUUUCUACUUUGGAAACAUGAACAAAGUGGUGCUGGCCGGCCCCUGGCUGGUCGAGGACGACACGGCUUUCGUCCCGGGCCCGGUCGACACGUCCAUGAUCAACCUGCCGUCCUACGUCGAGCAAAUCAGGGACAAGCUGGCCGAGAACAUCCACGAGAUGUGGGCGAUGAACAAAAUCGAGGCCGGAUGGAUGUACGGGGAGCACAGGGACGACAUGAGGAAGAUUCAUCCCUGCAUCGUUCAGUUCGAGAGAUUGCCGGCGGCGGAGAAACGUUACGACACUCAACUGGCCGUGCAGACUCUCAAGACUAUUCUAGCGCUGGGCUAUUACAUCACUAUAGAUAAACCGCCGUCGAGGAUAAAAACUUUGAGGCUUCCGAACGAGCCCUUCCUGCAGAGCAGCGGUUACAAGCCCGCCCCCCUCGAUCUCACCGCGAUCACCCUCACGCCCAAGAUGGAGGAGCUGGUCGACCAACUCGCGGAGAACACCCACAAUUUGUGGGCGAAGGAAAGGAUCAGUCAGGGUUGGACGUACGGCCUGAACGAGGAUUCGGAGAUGAGAAGGAGCCCGCAUUUGGUUCCCUAUCCGAAGGUGGACGAGGCGAUCAAGAAAGCCAAUCGUGACACGGCCAGCGAAACGGUGAGGACGCUUUUGGUCUACGGAUACAUGUUGGAGCCGCCUACCGGGGAACAGCACGAAGCGCUAUUAUUGGAGGCCAGCAGGUUACGUCAAUUGUCAUUUAGAACUUACCGCGUUGAAAAGCAUUACGCGGUCAGCAAUGGAAAGUGGUACUUCGAGUUCGAGGUUUUGACGGCUGGUCCGAUGAGAGUUGGCUGGGCGAAAGCGGAUUGCAUGCCCGGAAGCAUGCUGGGAAGCGACGAGAACACGUGGGCUUUCGACGGUUACAACGUAACUAAAGUACACGCCGGUACCCACGAGUCAUUUGGUCACAAAUAUCAAGUGGGCGACAUUGUUGGAUGUUUCAUUGACGUCGCGGACCGAACGAUCAGCUUUUCUCUAAACGGGGAACUGCUGAUGGACGCGUUGGGUGGUGAAACCUCGUUCGCCGACGUGCAGGGUGAUUGUUUCGUGCCAGCUUUCACUCUCGGUGUCGGUCAAAAAGCGAAAUUAACGUUUGGACAGGACGUGAACACCCUGAAAUUCUUCACCACCUGCGGUUUGCAAGAAGGAUACGAGCCGUUCUGCGUAAACAUGAAUCGACCGGUUACAUUCUGGUACACCAAGGAUCAACCGAUUUUCGAGAACACGGACGACAUGGCUGACACGAGGAUAGACGUGGCCAGGAUCCCAGCGGGUUCCGACACUCCGCCAUGUUUGAAGAUCUCGCACAACACGUUCGAAACGAUGGAGAAGGCAAAUUGGGAAUUCCUUCGACUGUCGUUGCCGGUUAUCUGUCAAUCGAUCUUUAUUUCGGAGAGCGAGAAACUGAGAAGAUGGCAAGAGAUCAAAAUGCGUCAGAACAAAUUGUUGUCAGAGCAGAUGGAGCAAGCUCAACAAGUGCCCUCUGCUCACAUAGAGCAGAUCAUGAAAUCUGGUUUCAGUAUGAGCGAUAUCAAGGGAUUGCAAAGGAACUAUUCGGAGGAUGCGGUGGAAGCCGACGAAAUGAUGAAAGAGUCACCGAUUCCUAUGCAGAGGAACAAACCGGCCAGACCUCCGAGAAAAGGCUCCCUGUACGGAUCGCGGACGGGAAACAUGGAGAACGCGAUUAGCGAGGCCGACAUGAAUGGAUACGGCGACAUGAACGGCGAUAUCAAAGACGAUAAGAAGAAACGUGGGCGUUCGCCGUUCCGCAAACUUAGCAAAGAGAUGGAGGAUGCCCCAUUCUUCUCGCGGAAAGCGAAGUCUCCGGAUGCGAAAUCGAAAACGCCCGAGCCACCGAUACGCUCCGACGUCUCCGACAAAAGCACUAAGACACUAUCGAUGAACAAAGCAAGUAGCCGGCCUCCCCAAAUUCGUAUAUCAAACACGGACUUGAAAGUGGUACCGCCCCAGAUCCCAGAACGAAACGCGCCCAAAGCAAUGUCCGUUCUGACGGGGAGCGGCGUCGAGGCGAUUGGGAACGAGAUAUUCGACACGGAAUGCUUGAAAUUGAUGAACGAAUAUUUCUACGGGGUACGAAUAUUCCCUGGACAGGAUCCGACUCACGUUUACGUAGGAUGGGUGACCUCGCAGUACCAUUUGCACACCAAGGACUUCAACCUCUCCCGCGUGAGGAAGGGCUCCGUGGUUAUCACCGAUGACUACGAUCGUCCGGUAGAGCAGGUUGACAGACAAAGUUGCUACAUGGUGAGAGCGGACGAGCUUUACAACGAAGUGACGCAAGACGCAUCGGGCAAGGGUGCGUCUCAGGGGAUGUUCGUCGGAUGUUUCGUGGACACGGCGACUGGUUGGGUCUCGUUCACGUGCGAGGGAAAGGAGACCAGUCACAAGUUCAAGAUGGAACCCGACACGAAACUGUUCCCCGCCAUCUUCGUGGAGGCUACCAGUAAAGAGAUCCUUCAAAUCGAGCUCGGAAGAACUUCUACGACGUUGCCACUGUCCGCCGCGGUGUUGCAGAAUUCUGAGCGUCACGUGAUACCGCAGUUUCCGCCCAGACUGAAGGUUCAAUGUCUGAAGCCUCACCAGUGGGCCAGAGUUCCCAAUCAGUCCCUCCAAGUGCACGCGCUAAAGUUGUCCGAUAUCAGGGGCUGGUCCAUGUUAUGCGAGGACGCCAUAUCGAUGCUGGCUUUGCACAUUCCUGAAGAAGAUAGGUGUAUCGAUAUCUUGGAAUUGAUCGAAAUGGACAAGCUACUCAGUUUUCACGCGCAUACUCUGACGCUGUACGCGGCUCUGUGCUACCAGUCGAAUUACAGAGCGGCACACGCUCUGUGUCAGCACGUCGAUCAGAAACAAUUGUUGUACGCGAUUCGAGCGGAAUACAUGUCUGGACCCCUACGACAAGGAUUCUACGACUUGCUGAUCGCGUUGCACCUCGAGUCACACGCGACUACGAUGGAAGUGUGCAAGAACGAAUACAUUAUUCCUUUAGGUCAAGAAUUGAAGGAACUGUACGAAAACGAAGAAAUGAAACACAGUCUCAGGUAUCUGGAGACCGAAUCGGUCCGACCUCAGAUGAAAAUGACGGACAUCAGCGACCAGGCGAUCGAGAACAUAAGGAGCCUGUACAGUCCGCACUUCCCUCUCGACGUGGUGCGGGAUUACGUGAUGACCGCUUUGAACGAGGCUGUCGAGAUCAAUCAAGUUCACAAUCGGGAUCCAAUCGGAGGCAGCAAUGAGAAUCUUUUCUUACCACUUUUGAAACUUGUAGACAGGUUGCUCUUGGUUGGAAUGCUCAGGAACGAAGACAUCAUGAAGCUUCUGAUCAUGAUCCAUCCCGAGACUUGGGAUCCAACGUUUGAAAAAGAGGGGAAGGACGAGCACAAGAAGGGAUUGCUUCACAUGAAAAUGGCCGAGGGAGCUAAGCUGCAGAUGUGCUACCUUCUCCAUCAUCUGAACGACAUCCAGCUUCGACAUCGCGUCGAGUCCAUCAUCGCUUUCAGCCACGAUUUCGUUGGUGAUCUCCAAUCCGAUCAACUUAGACGUUACAUCGAGAUCAAACAGUCCGAUUUGCCAUCGGCGGUGGCAGCCAAGAAGACCAGAGAGUUUAGAUGUCCGCCUCGAGAACAGAUGAACGCGAUCUUAAGUUUCAAGAAUAUGGAAUUCGAGGAUGAUCCCGAGAAUAUACCUUGCGGAGAAGAGUUGAUAAGCAAGAUGAACGAAUUCCACAACAAUCUCAUGUCUUACGUGUCCUUGAACGCUCUUGAAGAAGCAGCGGAUGCCUUGGAAGAAUCAAUGAAAGAAGUUCAGAAACCUGGCGCGAUUAAGAGGUUGUUCAAUUUUAUCAACACGGUGAAAGAGUUGGAGGAAGAACCUAAACCUGAACCGGAACCUGAAAAGAAGACUCCAGAAGAGGUAUUCCGCAAAGUUCUCAUAAAAACUAUCGUCAGCUGGGCCGAGGAAUCCCAGAUCGAGACUUCAAAGCUGGUUCGAGAAAUGUUCAGUUUGCUUGUCCGUCAAUACGAUACCGUGGGCGAAUUAAUUCGAGCCUUGGAGAAGACUUACGUGAUCAACAGCAAGACGAAAGACGACGUUGCUUUGAUGUGGGUCGGUUUGAGUCAGAUCCGUGCCCUGUUGCCUGUCCAAAUGUCUCAAGAGGAGGAGGAAUUGGUCAGAGAACGACUCUGGAAAUUGGUGAACAAUCACACGUUCUUCCAGCACCCAGAUCUGAUCAGAGUAUUGAGAAUUCACGAGAACGUGAUGGCGAUCAUGAUGAAUACGCUGGGCAGACGUGCGCAGGCGCAGUCCGAUGCUCAAACACAACCGCAGACAACAGAAGGAGAACCAGUUUCCAAGGAGAAGGAUACUUCUCACGAAAUGGUGGUGGCAUGUUGUAGAUUCCUGUGUUAUUUUUGUCGAACAUCGAGGCAAAAUCAGAAGGCGAUGUUCGAUCAUUUCGACUUUCUCUUAGAGAACAGCAAUAUUUUACUGUCGAGGCCAUCGUUAAGAGGUUCGACGCCAUUGGACGUGGCUUAUUCCUCUCUUAUGGAAAACACGGAGCUUGCUUUGGCAUUGAGAGAACAUUACCUCGAAAAGAUUGCCAUCUACUUGUCUCGUUGCGGUUUGCAAUCGAAUUCAGAAUUGGUUGAGAAAGGUUAUCCUGACCUGGGUUGGGAUCCAGUGGAAGGUGAACGAUAUUUGGACUUCUUGAGAUUCUGCGUUUGGGUUAAUGGUGAAAGUGUCGAGGAAAAUGCAAACUUAGUGAUCCGUCUGCUGAUCAGAAGACCAGAAUGCUUGGGUCCAGCUCUUCGUGGUGAAGGCGAAGGUUUAUUGAGAGCCAUCAUAGACGCCAACAAGAUGUCCGAAAAAAUCGCGGAUCGACGAAAAGUACACGACGAAGCGGAAGGUUCAACGGUCAUGCAAUUUGAGCAUCCACUUCCAGAAUCAGACGACGACGAAGACUAUAUCGACACGGGAGCCGCCAUCUUGAAUUUCUAUUGUACUUUGGUGGACCUGUUAGGCCGCUGCGCUCCAGAUUCUUCCGUUAUCGAACAAGGAAAGAACGAAUCUCUUCGAGCGAGAGCCAUUCUUCGAUCGUUGGUGCCUCUUGAUGAUCUACAAGGUGUCUUAUCUUUAAGAUUCACCUUAUUGAAUCCGGCAGCAGGUGAAGAGAAACCAAAGAGCGAUAUGCCGUCUGGUUUGAUUCCUGGACACAAGCAGAGCAUUGUUCUCUUUCUGGAACGCGUUUACGGCAUCGAAACUCGGGAACUGUUCUUCAAAAUACUCGAGGAAGCUUUCUUACCUGAUCUCAGAGCUGCUACUAUGCUGGAUAGGAACGAUGGAUACGAAUCAGAUAUGGCGUUAGCGAUGAAUCGUUACAUCGGGAACAGUAUUCUACCAUUGUUGAUCAAGCAUUCCAAGUUCUAUAACGAGGCUGACAAUUACGCGAGUUUAUUGGACGCCACGUUACACACUGUGUACCGAUUGAGCAAGAACAGAAUGCUGACAAAGGGUCAACGAGAAGCAGUCUCGGAUUUCCUCGUGGCAUUGACCAGCCAAAUGCAGCCCAGUAUGCUGUUGAAGCUGCUUCGAAAGCUGACCGUGGAUGUAUCCAAGUUAUCUGAAUACACGACUGUUGCUUUAAGGCUGUUAACUUUGCAUUACGAUCGUUGUGCAAAAUAUUACGGUUCAACCGGCGGACAAGGUGCAUACGGUGCAUCGAGCGAUGAAGAGAAACGUUUGACUAUGGUUUUGUUCAGCAACAUAUUCGAUUCGUUGUCCAAGAUGGAUUAUGACCCAGAAUUAUUCGGAAAAGCUCUGCCUUGUCUCACAGCUAUCGGUUGCGCGUUACCACCUGAUUAUUCGUUGUCUAAAAAUUACGAUGACGAGUGGUACGGAAGUAAAUCUGCAUCUGCACAGUCGCCCGAUGGACCAUACAAUCCUCAACCUAUCAAUACAUCCAGUGUGGUGCUGAAUAAUGAUCUUAAUCAGAUAGUACAGAAAUUCUCCGAGCAUUAUCACGAUGCUUGGGCCAGCAGGAAGUUAGAAAAUGGUUGGACAUAUGGCGAACAGUGGUCCGACAUGAACAAGACUCAUCCGAGAUUAAAACCUUAUAACAUGUUAAACGAUUACGAGAGAGAACGAUACAAAGAGCCAGUUAGGGAGAGUUUAAAAGCUUUGCUUGCUAUAGGAUGGAGCGUUGAACACGCAGAAGUGGAUGUACCCUCUACGAAUCGUAGCUCAAUGAGGAGAUCAUCGAAAAGUCAGGGAGAUUCGGCGAAUCCAUUCAAUUACAAUCCUCAUCCAGUUGAUAUGACCAACUUAACUUUGAGCAGAGAAAUGCAAAAUAUGGCGGAACGUCUCGCGGAUAAUGCGCAUGAUAUUUGGGCGAAGAAGAAGAAAGAGGAACUUAUCACUUGUGGAGGAGGUAUCCAUCCUCAGCUGGUCCCGUACGAUCUUUUGACCGAUAAAGAGAAACGAAAAGACCGCGAACGUUCCCAAGAAUUCCUAAAAUAUUUGCAAUAUCAAGGUUACAAGCUUCACAAACCGAAUCGAGGCGGAGAAUCGGAAGUCGCGACAGCUGGUGCCUCGGUGGAGUUGCGAUUUGCAUAUUCAUUGCUAGAAAAGUUGAUAGCCUACUUGGAUAAGGCUACCAUCAACAUGAAAUUGUUGAAACCUUCAGACACGUUUAGCCGCAGAAAUAGUUUCAAGACGUCUACGAGAGACAUCAAAUUUUUCAGCAAGGUCGUUCUUCCGUUGAUGGAAAAAUAUUUCAGCACGCACAAGAAUUACUUCAUCGCUGUAGCCACGGCUACCAACAACGUUGGAGCUGCAUCUCUGAAGGAGAAAGAGAUGGUCGCGGCUCUGUUUUGCAAAUUGGCAAGUCUAUUGAGAUCUAGAUUGGCUGCGUUUGGACCAGAUGUUAGGAUCACUGUCAGAUGCCUUCAAGUAUUAGUCAAAGGGAUAGACGCGAAGAGUUUGGUGAAGAAUUGUCCCGAGUUCAUCAGAACGUCAAUGUUGACUUUCUUUAAUAACACCGCGGAUGAUCUUGGACACACGAUUCUGAAUUUACAAGAGGGCAAGUACAGUCAUCUGAGGGGAACGCAUUUGAAGACUUCCACGUCUUUAUCGUACAUUAAUAGCGUAGUUCUACCGGUUUUAACAGCCAUGUUCGAUCAUUUGGCUGCCUGCGAGUAUGGUAGCGAUUUGUUACUGGACGAGAUUCAAGUAGCAUCCUACAAAAUGCUGGCGUCUCUUUACACCUUGGGCGUAGACGCGACGUUGACGCACGACAGAAAAUAUUUGAAGACGGAAAUCGAGCGUCACAAACCGAAUUUAGGCUCUUGCCUAGGUGCUUUUUCCAGUUGUUUCCCCGUAGCCUUUUUGGAGCCCCACUUAAACAAACACAAUCAAUAUUCUCUUCUGAAUCGUAUCGCCGAUCAUUCGUUGGAAGCACAAGAUAUUAUGACGAAAAUGGAAUCGAGCAUGCCCACCCUCGAGACGAUUCUGACGGAAGUCGAUCAAUUCGUCGAGUCUGAAAAAACUUACAACGAAGUUCCUCACGUGGUCGACGUUAUUCUUCCUCUACUUUGCUCUUAUCUGCCUUUCUGGUGGGCCCAGGGUCCGGACAACGUAAACCCGACCGAAGGAACGUAUGUUAGUAUGGUUACCAGCGAUCACAUGAAUCAAUUACUGAAAAAUGUAUUAAAAUUGAUCAAGAAGAACAUCGGCAACGAGAAUGCACCUUGGAUGACUCGUAUCGCGGCUUACACUCAACAGAUCAUCAUCAAUUCAUCGGAGGAGCUGUUGAAAGAUCCGUUCUUACCGCUUGCUGAACGUGUCAGAAAGCGUACAGAUACUAUGUUUCACAAGGAAGAAUCUCUUCGUGGUUUCAUCAAGUCGUCGACGGAUGACACGUCUCAAGUCGAAGCACAGAUUCAAGAAGAUUGGCAACUUUUGGUUCGUGACAUCUAUUCCUUCUAUCCUCUUUUGAUCAAGUACGUUGACUUGCAAAGGAAUCAUUGGUUAAGGAAUAACAUAUCAGAAGCGGAAGACCUUUAUAAUCACGUGGCAGCGAUAUUUAACAUCUGGUCGAAAUCUCAGUACUUCUUGAGAGAGGAGCAGAACUUUAUAUCUGCAAACGAGAUCGAUAAUAUGGUGCUCAUAAUGCCUACUGCGACCAGGAGACCUGCCGCCAUCUCGGAUGGAACUGCGCCUUCUGGAGGAGGCAAGAAAAAGAAGAAACAUCGAGACAAGAAGAGGGAUAAAGAUAAAGAGGUGCAAGCUUCUUUGAUGGUAGCAUGUUUGAAAAGAUUACUCCCAGUUGGUCUCAAUUUAUUCGCCGGUCGUGAACAAGAAUUAGUGCAACAUUGCAAGGACAGAUUCCUGAAGAAGAUGCCGGAAUACGAAAUCGCUGAAUUCGCCAAGACCCAAUUGACUUUACCGGACAAGAUCGAUCCAGCUGACGAGAUGUCGUGGCAACAUUAUUUGUACUCCAAGUUGGGCCAAAAGAAGGACUCCAUGGAACCAGUGAAAGCGCAACAGCUGGAGGAUGUGGUUGCGAGGAUCACCGACAUGGCCAAAGUUCUUUAUGGUUUACACAUGAUAGAUCAUCCACAACAGCAGAGCAAGGGUCAAUAUCGAUCCGUGGUGUCGAUACAACGUAAACGAGCAGUAAUUGCUUGCUUCCGUCAAACUUCCCUACAUUCCUUGCCCAGUGAUCUAACAACCAUAGUUGUGUGUGCAUGCUGCUAAAAGGCAACGAAACCUCCACCAUCUCGGGAUGGAUGGAAGCGUGUGUUGUGCGCAGCAAGAAAGAGGGCAGCAAUCGCAUGUCUGCGUAGCGAACCACUUUACAAGUUACGAAGGCAUCGGGCUAUAAAUAUUUUCGCGCGAACAUACUACGAGCUCUGGUUGCAGGAUGAGAAUGUUGGCCAAGAAGUGAUGAUUGAAGACCUAACGCAAUCCUUUGAAGAUGCGGAAUUGAAGAAAAUGGACAAAGACGAGGACGAAGGAAAACCAGACCCGCUCACACAACUCGUAACAACGUUCUGUCGUGGCGCAAUGACAGAACGAUCUGGCGCGCUUCAAGAAGAUCCUUUGUACAUGAGCUACGCGCAAAUUAUAUCGAAAUCUUGCGGUGAAGAAGAAGAAGAAGGUGAAGAUGAGGGCGGAGGGGGUGAAGAAGAAGGCGGCGCCUCGAUCCACCGACCGAUGCACAAACUUAUGGAACAAGAAAUGGAAAAGCAGAAACUUCUUUUUCACCAAGCACGACUCGCGAAUCGUGGCGUGGCAGAGAUGGUAUUGCUUCACAUCUCAGCCUGCAAAGGUGUUCCCAGCGAGAUGGUGAUGAAGACCUUGGAAUUGGGAAUCUCCAUCCUACGCGGCGGUAACAUAGAGAUUCAACGAGGAAUGCUGAACCAUUUGAAGGAAAAAAAGGACGUAGGAUUCUUCACAUCGAUUGCCGGUCUCAUGAAUUCCUGCAGUGUAUUGGACUUAGAUGCAUUCGAAAGGAACACGAAAGCGGAAGGUCUUGGUGUUGGUUCCGAGGGAGCUGCUGGAGAGAAGAACAUGCACGAUGCUGAGUUUACAUGUGCUCUAUUUCGUUUUAUUCAACUGACUUGCGAGGGUCAUAAUCUUGACUGGCAGAAUUAUCUAAGAACGCAAGCUGGUAACACAACAACGGUGAACGUAGUCAUCUGUACCGUUGAUUAUCUACUGCGACUUCAAGAAUCCAUCAUGGACUUCUAUUGGCACUAUUCCAGCAAAGAACUCAUCGACCCUGCCGGCAAGGCUAAUUUUUUCAAAGCUAUUGGUGUUGCCAGUCAGGUGUUCAAUACCCUCACUGAGGUGAUUCAAGGACCCUGCGCACAGAAUCAACAAGCACUGGCACAUUCUCGAUUGUGGGACGCGGUUGGUGGAUUCCUUUUCCUUUUCUCUCAUAUGCAAGACAAGUUAUCCAAACAUUCGAGUCAGGUGGAUCUAUUGAAAGAGUUGCUCAACUUGCAAAAAGAUAUGAUCACUAUGAUGUUGUCUAUGCUGGAAGGUAACGUCGUAAAUGGAACUAUUGGAAAACAGAUGGUGGACACAUUGGUAGAAUCUGCGGGCAAUGUCGAGUUGAUUCUCAAAUACUUCGACAUGUUCUUGAAACUAAAAGAUCUCGUAUCAUCUCCUAGCUUCUUAGAGGUGGAUUUGAACAGCGAUGGCUGGGUGUAUCCGAAAGAUUUUAAAGAAAAAAUGGAACAACAGAAAAGCUAUACCGACGAGGAAAUCGAAUUCUUAUUGGCCUGUUGCGAAACGAACCACGACGGUAAAAUCGACUAUGUGGCUUUCAUGGACCGUUUCCACGAACCGGCUAAAGAAAUCGGUUUCAAUCUUGCCGUUCUGUUAACCAAUUUAUCGGAGCACAUGCCAAAUGAACCCAGAUUGGCGAGAUUCCUCGAAACAGCAGGCUCUGUGUUGAACUAUUUCGAGCCAUAUCUCGGCAGAAUCGAAAUUCUCGGUGGAAACAAGAAGAUCGAACGCGUAUACUUUGAGAUCAAGGAAUCAAACAUCGAACAGUGGGAGAAACCACAAAUUAAAGAGUCGAAGAGGACAUAUUUCUACAAUACCGUAGUAGAGGCAGGAGAGAAAGAAAAAUUGGAAACUUUCAUCAACUUUUGUGAAGAUGCUAUCUUUGAGAUGCAACACGCGAGUGCAUUGAUGGCAGUGGAAGAAAGUGGAGGAAUCGGAAAAGCCAGAGAAUCUUCCUAUACCUACAUGACGGAUGACGACGAAGAAAGAAACAAGGAUCCUUUUAGAAGAGGCAUCCAGACGUUUAAGGAUAGCAUUUACUUCUUCUUCUCCAUAUUUUCCCCUAGCAAUAUCAAGAACAAGAUCGCUGAGAUGCAACAAAUGACAUUUUUGGAACUCUUUAUCGGUUUCUUCAAGAUGAUUUUCUACGCGUUCUAUUACUCUGGUUUUGGCGUUGGUUGCGUGAUCGGAUAUUUCAUGAGAUUACUGUUGGCAUUGAUGAAAGGACCACAUGUGGAAGAACCCGUAGUCGAGGUGAAAGAGGAGGAGGAAAAACCAUCGAGACAUUUGCCCGCUUUGCCGCCAACUCCGGAUGAGUCUAAUCUACAGGUACAAGCGUUCGGAAUGGAUAUAACGAAAGAGGAAGGAGGACAGAUAAAGAUUGCACCUCACGAAUCGGCUACAUCUACUCCUCAAUCGAGUAUCGAGGAAACGGGCGAAAGCACACCGGAAGAAGCCACUGGAGAAGAAAGUGCGAGAGCUGAGGGAGGUGGAGACAUGGAACCUGUUUCAUUGGUCGAUUUCUUAGGAGGUGAACAAGCUAGAGCUCAGGCUGCAGCUGCAGCAGAAGCAGCGGCAGCUCAACAAGCAGCAAUGGCUGCGGUCGAGGCGGAGGCGAAACAAGAAACGAUAGCAGAGCCAUCAGCCUCCUCUAUCGACUUUUCCGAGUACACGCAUCGCGUCGUCUCCUUCUUGGCAAGAAAUUUUUAUAAUCUGAAAUACGUGGCUCUAGUGCUCGCUUUCUGUAUCAAUUUUAUGUUGCUAUUCUACAAGGUUUCGUCUUUGGGUACCGAAGGAGGUGAGGAGGGAAGUGGAAGUCAGAUAGUGGACAUGUUGGCAGAGAUGUCUGGUGAGGGUGCAUCUGGUUCUGGAAAUGGCAGUGGAGUUGAAAUAGGUAGCGGUAGCGGGGAGGCUGAAUCGGAGGAGGAGGAAGACGUGUACGCUCUGGAAUAUGUGGAAGUGGCGGAGGAUUUCUAUUACAUGGCACACGUUAUAAGGCUUAUGGCUAUUCUUCAUGCGAUCGUCUCUCUUGCUAUGCUAGUUGCCUACUAUCAUUUGAAAGUACCAUUGGCUAUCUUCAAACGAGAGAAGGAAAUUGCGCGACGUGUGGAAUUCGAUGGUCUAUAUAUUGCUGAAACGCCGGAAGAAGACGAUAUCAAAGCACAUUGGGAUAAGAUGGUGAUAUCGGCAAAAACGUUCCCUGUAAAUUAUUGGGAUAAGUUCGUGAAGAAGAAAGUUCGACAGAAAUACAGUGAGACCUACGAUUUUGACUACAUCAGCAAUUUGCUUGGUAUGGAAAAGACAUCGUUUAGUCAACAGGAAGAAGAAGGUUCUGGUUUGAUACACUUCAUUGUUAAUAUCGAUUGGAGGUAUCAAGUAUGGAAAGCUGGAGUUACUAUCACGGAUAAUGCAUUCUUGUACAGUUUAUGGUACUUUACAUUUUCAAUACUUGGCAAUUAUAACAAUUUCUUCUUCGCUGCUCAUUUACUGGACGUCGCAGUUGGUUUCAAAACUCUGAGAACGAUCUUACAGUCUGUGACACACAAUGGCAAACAAUUGGUGUUGACAGUAAUGUUACUGACUAUUGUCGUCUACAUAUAUACGGUCAUUGCUUUCAAUUUCUUCAGAAAAUUCUACAUUCAAGAAGAAGACGAUGAAGUGGACAAAAAAUGCCACGACAUGUUAACAUGCUUCGUAUUCCAUCUGUACAAAGGUGUCAGAGCUGGUGGUGGUAUUGGUGACGAAAUUGGUGAACCUGAUGGCGAUGACUAUGAAGUUUACCGUAUCAUGUUUGAUAUCACUUUCUUCUUUUUCGUCAUUGUUAUCCUGUUGGCCAUUAUUCAAGGUUUGAUUAUCGAUGCGUUCGGUGAACUUCGAGAUCAACUUGAAAACGUGAAAACCAACAUGGAAAGCAAUUGUUUCAUUUGUGGUUUAGGAAAAGAAUAUUUCGAUACAGUACCACAUGGUUUCGAUACUCAUGUCCAACAGGAGCACAAUCUUGCUAAUUAUAUGUUCUUCCUCAUGCACUUAAUCAAUAAACCAGACACCGAAUACACCGGUCAAGAAACGUACGUGUGGAACAUGUAUCAGCAAAGGUGUUGGGAUUUCUUCCCGGUCGGUGAUUGCUUCCGCAAGCAGAACGAGGCGGUGGAGGAAGAGGCAAAGAAGAAAUAAAGAAAAUUUUUCGUAUUUAUGUCACUUUUCAUAUAAUCGAAUGACCAAAAUCAAACAAUUUACCAAGGAAAAAUCUCUUUCCUGAAUCGUCUUCGAUAAUCGUAGGUUGUAAUUUCUAUACGCAAAAAAAUACGGCACGUUAAAUCGUCGCGACAACGUGCGACAACGUACCAUUUUCAAUUUUUAGAACGCUAUACUUUCACUCGUCUGUCGAUAGAUAAACUAAACAUAGAACAUUGAAUGCGUGUGUACCUUUUACAUUCGACAUCUAAUCGUUAUUCCAACUUUUACACGAAUUCUUCGACACACGAUUGGAACGCAGAUUAAUCGAAGAAAUUGCGCGAGUUGCACGCGUAACAGAUUUCGAUUGAAUGAAACAAGCGAGUGAAACAAGCCGGGAGACUGGGCGAAAUAUUUUUCCAACUUAUUUUUCCAACUUUGUAAGGAUGACUGGAUAUUCGUAUAUUCGACACAGUUUCCUCCUUAGAUAGAUAAUUUACAAAGUGUUGUUGAUCAUCGACAAGUGAACCGACUGCACAAAUUUACUACAUUAAAUCAUAAACGUUGCGAUUGCCUUCUUUUCAUACGUCGGAAAUGAUCACAUUUUUCGCAUAACAAUUUAACUCAUUAACGUGUAAUGUUUGAGAUAUUAUAAGGAUUAUUACGUAAGUUGAAGAUGUUUAAAAGUUUAUAUCAAAUGUAUAGGUUUCUACGAUUACGUGGAAACUUUUUUAAAAGAAAAAAAGAUUAUUGACGACUGAAAUCGCAAUUUAAUCAAACAAUGUCAAUAUAGUGUAAAUAACGAUCUAUACAAGAUUACCUGAGAAUAAAGAAAGACAUACUUCUUUA
Molecule: messenger RNA, 17347 nt
Organism: Apis cerana (Asiatic honeybee)
Lineage: Eukaryota; Metazoa; Arthropoda; Insecta; Hymenoptera; Apidae
Gene: RyR
Product: Ryanodine receptor
Biological process (GO): striated muscle contraction; release of sequestered calcium ion into cytosol by sarcoplasmic reticulum; intracellular calcium ion homeostasis
Cellular component (GO): smooth endoplasmic reticulum; calcium channel complex; sarcolemma
Molecular function (GO): protein binding; ryanodine-sensitive calcium-release channel activity
Source: RefSeq, a predicted model, not a curated record